Molecule: messenger RNA, 516 nt
Organism: Cooperia oncophora
Lineage: Eukaryota; Metazoa; Nematoda; Chromadorea; Rhabditida; Trichostrongylidae
Source: the annotation of a GenBank genome assembly
AUGUUUAUCAACAGCGCUAACGAGGGCCAUCAUGAGCUCAUGCUUUUCUCCCGAAGAACAACUGCCAUAUUGACAAUUUCAGCGCUUCAUCCAACCCUUCUCGAUGACUCUGAUGUCUAUUUGGUAGCUCUGCUAGCCCCUUUGGCCGACUGCUCGGAUGAACUUGACGACGAGGAGAUUCAGAAGCUGCCGCUCAGACUUCAGUACUAUGAAGGAACUCGUGAGCCAUCGAUUUCAAUACGGCAAAAACUGGUCGAAGCCCUUUAUCAGUUAUGCUCCACACGACAUUCUCGCGAACACCUUCGGAAACGAGGAGUCUACGCAAUACUUCGAGAACUGGAUCGAGCAACAGAAGACGUGAAUAAGAAACCAGAACAAACGGGAUGGAUUGGUGGCGUGAAGCUGUUGGCUGCGCAACAGGAGCAUACUUUACAUGCACUCAUCGGAAUUCUUAUUCGUCUUGAAGAUGAAAUGGCCGUACAUCCUGACGUUGAGAGCUUGAGAUCACUUGAAUAG